Messenger RNA from Paramuricea clavata, 2073 nucleotides. The record is from the annotation of a GenBank genome assembly. NCBI's taxonomy places the organism in Eukaryota, Metazoa, Cnidaria, Anthozoa, Malacalcyonacea, Plexauridae.
AUGUUGGAAGAAAUAAUCGGUUGUUUUUUGUCAUUGUUUUCUGCAUUAACUUUGGAUCCGCCACGACUUUCUCGAGAACUGAACGACAAUACAAGUCCAUCGAACCAACGAACACGCUACACAUGGGAGGAUAUAAUUCACAGAGAAUACGUCUCGUUUGAAGAAGAUAAUCUACCAUCAGAAACAGAGUAUGUACAGCUAGGGUAUGAACUGCGAAACAAGCCUACUUUUACCCAGUCAUUACUUAGAAGUUUGAAGGCGAACUUUACCAUAACCUUAGCUGUACUGCCUUUGGCACUUAUAGGGAUGGCUCUUAUAUAUUUUGAUCUGAGAACAGUUGAUUUAUGUUCUGAAUGGGAGGAUAAAAGCUACACUUUUUCAUUUGAUGUUAGAAGAAUAAGAUUAAUUGGCAAAGUAUUUCAGAAAGUGAUAUUGUAUCUCUCGUUUCCCUUGUCUUUGAUUGUUUUAUUUGGUUGGAGCGAAUUUAAGCGUCAUUAUUCUUCAACUAUCUUAGUAGGCCAACUGGCUGGUUUAUUUAAUACAUUAUAUUUAACUUUUUUACUCCUAUAUGGUAUUCAUGAUACCCGUCCGAUCAAAAGUCACGACGUUCCAGCAAUCUUAACAUUUGCUGUCGCUACUCUCUGGGAAUCUGCAAUCGUGAUGCGCAAUAUUCGACAAAAUUACCGAACUGUAUCCUAUUCAGGUCGCCACAUUUUCUCGGUUCUUGGAGUACCGGUAUUGAGCACCUUGGUAAUGGCAGUGUUUUACAAAUACGCCGUUGUUAAGUGGUUUAAUUCCCUCCGCUAUAAUGUGUUGUAUAAAUUCAUAUUGGCCAUCUUGAUACCGACCUUAGCAUUGGUGCCGACUACCAUAUGUAGGCAUAUGGCAUUAUGGCGUACUUCAGAGAUUAUCGAGCCAGAACGAAGCUUUGCGUUGGUUUAUUUCAUACGGGCAAUGUUCAUUACUUUGUAUCGUAUCAUGCAAUCAGACUUUAAGAAUAUCUGUCUGUUUGUCGGGCUCUCUUUUCUAUCUGGUGUAUCAAGUUUACUUAAAACAGCGACUGUCGGUAUUCGUGAGAAAGUAUGGGCGCGAGUUAUCAGGUUUCUGAACAGAACAUGCUGUACAAGACUUCACCAUUUGCCUGGAAACACACCACAUCAUAGGCGGCUUAAAGCAGACACCGAGAUACAAAAUAUACUUUUUGAGAACAUUUCACUGAUUCUGAGCCAAUCCUACAUCGUUUUAUAUACGAUUACAAAUUUCCAGCUCUCUGAUUGGUCUGUCCUGAAGUCAUCUUUAACGAGAAUUGCUAUUGGAUUAGUGAUUGAAUUUGUGUUCAACUUUUUGUCUACUUUUGUUCGCAUACAUUGGCAUAAUAUUCCCAUAACGCGAGUGUAUUCGAAGUACUGGAAACGACAUGUGUUUGCUAACAUUAUCGUUGUUGCAGUUUUAGUAUGCUACUUUACUAACCCGUUGAUCGCAAUAUUUCAAAAUCGUUUUCAUGAUUCUGUUGCAGGGAAUUAUACUAUUAGAAAUUGUACUCUGCCUUAUGAAAACUGGCGUUGAUUUCAUAAACCGUAGUUUGCAAAUGUGUGGUGUGAUCUCUCUUACUUCUCUGUUAUGGAAAUUUCCUAUUAUUUUUAUGCUAUCUUUCCUAUUAUGACUUUAAUGUUAUCAUAGUUUUAUUGGAUGAGGUUAAGUCGAAUUGGGCAAUUGUUUUAUUAUUGAUUCCGUGACAGUAACAUAUAAAACAAACAAAAAUUAAAAACAAAUGAAAAUCCGUUACAUUAUUAACUUUAUAAAAUUUCCCGCCAAUUUGUAAUAAAGCUACUGUUUCGGUUGAAAAUAGUGCAGGCACGUAGAAAUGCCUAUAAACUUAUCUGUAGGCUUUUAGCCAAUAAAAAAACAAAACAAGACAGUACAAUGAAUAAUAAUCAUAGUAAUGUUACUGCAUAAUAAUUUUUAAAGACUUUAGGUUUAGCACUAUGAACAUGCAUGUGAAUUUUAACUUUUCAACGUAAUCUUGAAAUGUAUGAAUUUUAUUGUAACACUCACGGCACCUAUCAAUACCAG